Molecule: messenger RNA, 5048 nt
Organism: Columba livia (rock pigeon)
Lineage: Eukaryota; Metazoa; Chordata; Aves; Columbiformes; Columbidae
Gene: ZBTB42
Product: zinc finger and BTB domain containing 42
Exons: 2
Coding region: 318-1748 (476 amino acids)
Biological process (GO): regulation of transcription by RNA polymerase II
Cellular component (GO): nucleus
Molecular function (GO): protein binding; DNA-binding transcription factor activity, RNA polymerase II-specific
Source: RefSeq, a predicted model, not a curated record
UAAAUGGGGCUGCUGGAACUUUAAAAGGCAGCAAGCUGUGGUUGGCUGGUAGCGAGAUUUGGAGUAACAUAUGGCAUUAAAAGGCGCACAGCUGGAGGUAGCAUUUCCAUCGCAGUGAAGUCAGAGCAGCUGACUCUCCAGCUUGCGGUGUAAUUAGCAAACCGAGCACUCCUCCUUCCCUCCCUCUCUCCCUCCCGCCUCUCGCCCUCCCUCCCGCCGCGCCUCGCUCGCACUCGCACCCGCGCUCCCUCCUGCCCGCCCGGCUCCGCGCCCGCGGCCGGCUCCGCCGCGCCCCGCGGGAAGGUUAUGAAGGAAGAAUGGAGUUUCCAGACCAUAGCCGCCAGUUGCUGCAGUGUCUGAGUCAGCAGCGUCACCAGGGCUUCCUGUGUGACUGUACUGUUUUAGUUGGAGAAGCUCAAUUCAGAGCUCACAGAGCCGUUCUCGCCUCUUGCAGUAUGUACUUCCAUCUUUUCUACAGGGACCAGUUAGACAAAAGGGAUAUUGUGCAUCUGAACAGUGACAUUGUCACAGCCCCUGCCUUCAGCCUGCUGCUCGAAUUCAUGUACGAGGGAAAGCUGGAAUUCAACAGUCUCCCGGUGGAAGAUGUGCUGGCUGCGGCUAGCUACCUUCACAUGUAUGACAUUGUGAAAGUCUGCAAGGGCAAGUUGAAAGAUAAAGAAUUAUGUUUGGAAGAGAAGAUUAAUGAUGAGGCGGCUGGUUUGGAGAAAGCGGAGCAUUUUCUAGACGCCGGAGUGCCCCUGGUCCACGAGUUUGACCCAGGAAACAAACAAAAAUUCAGCGUUGCAGAAUAUGAGAGAGCAGCAGGCAAAGAAAAGGUCAGCAGUCACCCUGCCUGGUCCUCUGAUCAUAUAAGUGUCAGCUCUGUGCCGACAGAGGCAGAACCGUGCGCUGCAGCAGCUGGAAAAACAAAGGCUAAUGUCAAUAGUUCCACAGGACCUUUGUCCCAAAGGUCUGUUAACCAUCCCCUGGCUUCGAGUGAUGUGGACUGUGCGCUGGAUUUGUCUUUCAAGCCCGUGCCGGGGAGAGAUUCCUUACACCCCUCCUAUGUCUUUGGACAGCUGGCUUCCGACAGCCAGCAGCAGGGUACCGAGCCACUUGUUAAAGAUGAACAAGACUUGCUGUCAGAUCAGGAGGACGGCGAAGCCAGGAGUCCGGAGAGUCAGCAUUUUGGGAAUUCAGCCAAAAGCCUAGUGACAGGGUUAGGACACAUGUUCGCGGGGAAUGGCAGCUCUCAUGCCCGAGAGGAGGAUAUAGAUCAAGAGCGAGAUGAGAGCGAGGACGACAUGGAUUCGUCGGACAUCUCCUCCUCUGGUGUCCUCGUGCCUCCUGGGCAUAUCUGCAUUUGCCCCCUCUGUAGCAAGGUGUUCCCGAGCCCCCACAUCCUUCAGCUGCACCUGAGCUCUCACUUUCGCGACAAGGACGGCUCGCGGACCCGCCUGUCCCCCGAUGGGUCCGUCCCCACUUGUACCCUCUGCGGAAAGACUUUUUCUUGCAUGUACACGUUAAAGAGGCACGAGAGGACUCACUCGGGGGAGAAGCCCUACACCUGCGGCCAGUGCGGCAAGAGCUUCCAGUAUUCCCACAACCUCAGCCGCCACGCAGUGGUGCACACCAGGGAGAAACCCCACGGGUGCAAGUGGUGCGAGAGACGCUUCACGCAGUCUGGGGAUUUGUACAGACACAUCCGCAAAUUUCAUUGUGGCCUUGUAAAGUCCUUGGUUGUUUGAGACGCUUCAUUUUCUUUUUAUUUUUUAUUCCCGCCCCCCCCAUUUUAAAACAAACCAGGAAAAUAAGGCAGCAUCUGAAUUUUAUUUCCCCGCCCUCCUUUAUUUUAUUUUGUUGGUAUUCACUUCAGGUGUACAAUCUUAAAAAGAUGCAGAGGUAUACACUCCAGAGGCCUUUCAAUGCAAUUCUUCCACCUCCCCACCUCCUCACUUCCCCUGCUGUCCUCCCUUCUCAGCCCUGUCCUUUAGGUCUUCUCUUGCGCACCCAUGUUACAUUAUUAAUGUGAAAUGAUCUAAGUAAUUCUGCAGUGAUUUAGUGUCUGUUUUCAUGCUGGAAGUACGUGCUUCAUGGUCAGGGUUGGUGUUUUUCUUUUAUUGUUUUUUUCAGUUUCAAAAAAGAUUAUCAGCAAAUUCCGGAGAAAAAUUUGGAUUCCAUUAAGCUCCCCUAAUGCUCUCUGUGUGUUGCAUAGAAACAUCCAAAGAGAUGAACUAUGAUUUAAAUACAUUUCAGUGUAGAGAAACUUGUCUGCGUAUCGCAGAGCAAGCGGCCGUACUCUUACUUUCUAGGGCUAGACAAGCCUUUAAAUUAGUCCCAGUUGUAAAAGGGGUUGAGGAUUCCUGGCUGUGUCUUUGGUACUGGUCAUUUCUUACUCUUUUUAGUGUUAGAAUAGUUCUGCAAAUGGUCCUGAAAUCUGAAUGAGAAGUUCUUGCCUUGGGACUUGACUUAAAUUUUCCCUUCCCAUCCAUCCUCAUGUGUGGGCUGACCUACUGAAAAGCUGCUUUUGAGCAUGAAACGUGGAUGGAAAAACUCUUUCUGUCUGCGCUGUGUUCACUCCUGAAAUGUUGAAGAAUGUGUGGUAGGACAUAUGAAAAAUCAUGAGAUACAUUAGUAUCUUCAUUCCCAUAUGGAUGCCCAGGGGCUGAUCCUGUUCCCCUUGGUGGGGAGCAGCCCUAAACAACUAAAUAACCCCACCUUGAUAUCAGGCUCCUGGACAGUCUUAUAACUAAUGUGAUGUGUUAUGAGAUACCCUGCUAUCUGGUCCAAAAGGUUUGCCGCUGCGCUAAAAGCAGCUCAAAAUUUUAGUUUAUUCUCUAUGAAGUUGGUAAUUCCCUCUGGACCAAAUUCUGUGCAAUUGUUGGUGUUUUGAAGGGACAGGAUGAAGAUAAACUGCUGGAGGGAAAACAUGGCCCAACUUUUUCCCCGUGUCCCACCUUUUCAGGGGUUUGGGGGUAUUUCUAGGUGUUUUUUUAGUUUGUUUGUAAACUGAGGCUGUCUGUAACUAUAACAAGUUUUACUCCAAAUAACUCAGUUACUUGCCUAAUAGAGCAUCCUUUGGUCUGUGCAUGUCAAUAAAUAUCAGAUUAUUGCCUUCCAGCCAAAUUACCCAUUCAUGGUACAUGUACACAGGACUGAAAUAUAAUAAUAAUAAUAUCUGAGGGUUUUGCAUGUCAUUCUGCUGCGUUAACGUUGCUUCACCAGCUUUCCUGACACUCCUGGAGUUGUUUUAUGAAACUUAAGUGUUUAUUUUAAAAUUAAUUUGAAGCACUGAGUUAGAUUAUUUUUUAAAGUUGUGCUUAAAAUACUGUAAUUCAUCUUAUGAAGAAAAUAAUUCCCAAUGCCUUCCCCCUCUGGUCCAAAAACUGAGCACUACCUACAUAAAUAAUAUGGGAUUUCUUUUUUUUUUUAAAUAAGUUCCUGCUCUUUUAGGAAAAUCAGGAUCUACUUGUUACAGCAUCCUCUUAUUAUUCAUCUCUUAAUCUAUGAAUGUACAUGUAAUGUGAAAUUUUGCUUCUAUUUAUAGUUUUGAGGUUUUUUGUUUUCGGUCUAGUUUUCCGACUGUAAAAUAUUUUGCUGAACCUGUUACAUAUGAAAGUUGUGGGAGAGUACUGUAUCUUGAACAUAAGUGGCUUUGGUACUGUGGUCUUAUUUUACUUAAUCAGUUUUUUCUUCCUUUUUUUUUUUUUUGUUUCUUUUUGCUGUGAUUGGAAAUAGCACUGAACAAAAUCUACUAAAAUUAAGUUAUUUUUCUUUCUACUAAAAUUAAGUUAUUUUUUUUCUCCUGAAGAUACUUGAUAUAGUAUUUAUUAGAUUUUUUUUUUUGAAGUGGGAUUAUUACUGUUAAUCUAUUUCAAAACUAGUUAAUUUACACUUCACUUUGAAUUUUAUAACAAUGGGUUUUGCAUGUUGAACAACAUGUAAAGAGUUUAAAGUAGAGUCAGCAUUACUGAAGCUGGUAAUCUUAAUUUUGCAUUCUUGUGACACUUUUUUUGCAUUUCAGUCUUCAAUUACUGGUUUUUUUUUUUUUUGUUUUGUAAUUUUUUUGUUUUUGUUUUUUUUUAAGAUCAUAAAAUAGGAUGUGCCAUAAGAACAUCAUUAGUGUAUGGAGCAGGGAAAAAUUGAAACAAGUUUGUGUUUGAUCUUAGUAUAGAGAUAAUUCAUUAAACUGAUGCUAUGAGCAUGCUCUGUACUGCGGUGAAUAUGGGGCAAAGUUUUUUUUUUAAAAAAACAACAACAACAAAAAAAGACUUUCUCAUUCUUGACUACACCAUGAACACGCUGUUCUCAUAGUCUGGUAUUUGUGUUCCUGCUCCUCAUAGCUUGAAUUUCUAAAGUAAAAAAAAAAAAAUGUUUGCACUUAUUUUUGUUCUUAAGGUGACUUUUUUUUGGCUGUCUCUCUGUGUGUCUCUCUUAUUUUUAAGUUGCAAUAGCUCAGAGCAUGUUUUCAAAAUGGUUCGUGACUCUACAGAGAAGUACUGAAAACAUUGCACACUUACGCUCGUCUCUUUAAAACCUAUUUCACCGUGGGGCGGUUGCUGUCUCUGUAGGGGAUGGUCCUGCUCUGCAUUUUAAACACUGGAUUUGUCUUCUACUACAAACAAAUACUGUGAAGUUAAUGUACAAAAAAAAAAAAAAAAAAAAAAAAAGAAAAAAAUUGAUAUUUUAAAUUGUUUUUAAUCUUGGUGCAGUUCAGAUUAAAUAUGUAUAUUUAAAGACACUAAUUUUUGUGGGAGAGUUUUAUAGUAUACAGUAUGUAGAAAAGCUAUUGGAAUGGAAUAUAUUUUAUAAAAACGUUCUAUCACUGUUUUAUAGUGAACUAUUUUUUCUUCAGUGUUAGUGAAAUACUGUUAGUCUAGAUACGACAAUCGCAGGAAGAGUGAUUCAGGCUACUGUUAGUGCUUAGUUUUGCGUGGAGUUCUGUUUGCAACUGUGUUGGUAUGUGCUGUACAAUGUGACAAUCGUGACUAGGAUUGUUGUCUUUAUAAAUUUGCAGAAAAUAAAAUGUGCUAGAGUUGUAACCUUGA